Molecule: messenger RNA, 3731 nt
Organism: Ostrea edulis (European flat oyster)
Lineage: Eukaryota; Metazoa; Mollusca; Bivalvia; Ostreida; Ostreidae
Exons: 10
Coding region: 2017-2988 (323 amino acids)
Biological process (GO): DNA integration; DNA recombination
Molecular function (GO): DNA binding
Source: RefSeq, a predicted model, not a curated record
UGGGUUUUUUUUUAUCGGAUGGUUGUGAUUGUGAAAUACGCUUGGGUGGUUUUGAAUUUCCCGGACGAGCCCCCUCCCUAUACUUCAGAAAAGGCAGCAUGGUUGAUAAUUUUUCUAUGCGAAAUUUGACUACUAAGUCAUGACAUUUAGUCUGAGUCAAUCUCACGCUUUAUUUGUAAUAUAUACAGAACAUAUAAGAAAACAUUUACAGGCCCACCAGACUCCAGGGUUUAAUAUUUUAAGAAGCCCGAUCCCGAUUUUACUGGCCUCGGGCAUCGGACCGCUGGUUAACGUCGAAGACUGAUUAACAAUGAUACUGUUUCUAAGUAUCUGCAUAUCAUUUAUCCUCCUGAACUUGAGAUUAACUCGACUACAUGUAUGGAGUCGCAUUGUUCUGCCUCAUAUUUAGACCUUUUUUUUUAAUUUGACAGGCAAGGAAAAUUAAACACGAAGAUAUAUGAUAAACGUGAUGAUUACAAUUUCCCUAUUGUCAACUUUCCACACUUGUCAAGCAACAUUCCAUCUUUUCCCGCGUACGGUGUAUUUGUUUCCCAGUUGAUUCGCUACGCUAGACAUGCUAGAGGAAGCUCUUUGUAUAAAGACUUCUUGAACAGAUCUGUGUUGCUUGCCAAAAAACUGUUGACACAGGGAUACCAAAUGCCCAAGCUUAUAUCAUCAAUGAAAAAGUUUUAUGGGCGACACCACAAACUCGUUAACAGAUACAGCAUCAGUGUUUCAAAAUUGUCUCGUGAUAUACUCUGCGCUACAUAACUAAUUUUUCUGGUCUCUUACCUGAUUUGACUUUGAGAAAUGCAUGACGAGUGACACAUGUGGAGCACUCACUCAUGAAGUGCUCACUCUUCUGGAACACCUGGCCUCACCCAGGAUGAUUCUAGGGUUCAUGCGUUUCCUUGUUUUUUGUGUGUUUUUAUGUGUCGAUCGUAUUUAUUUUCAAUUUUGUCCCUGGUCUUUCCAUUUUGAUUGCCACAUUUGUACCUUUUCUUGAAUAUACUUUAAAUAUAGAUAUUUUUAGGAGGUUUUUAGAAGGUUUGAAAUAAGAAUUUAUCUGCUUGCUUGUGCUAUUAUAAAUGCUCACCUACAUGUAGUAGAUUUUGAAAAAUCAUAUUGAUAUUUUUUGGCACUAUUGUGUGUUUGACCCAUCAACUCAGACACACAUAAGCUUGUAAUUGCAUGGUAUUGUACAUGUAUGUGAUCCUAAUAAGUACUUGUAUCACCAAAUAUUGAAUCACUGAAAUUGAGUGCAAAUGAGAAAGAAAUGUUAUUGCUAUACAUACAGUGUACUGUUUACUUUAGGUGAACUAAUGCUGAGUUGCUUGUGCUCUAUUUGUAUGAAUGCACUUGUUCUUGCAUUAUGCAGGAUUUGGUGUAUUUGCCGAAAAAGACUUCAGAGCAGGGGAUUUUCUUCUAGAAUAUGUUGGAGAAAUAAUUACUGAAGAAGAGGCAUUUGAAAGGCAGAGAAAAUGUGAUGAAAAUAAUUUUUUUUUUUUACAAGAACAAAGGAAAAAGUAUGUGUAUUGAUGCUUCAUCAACUCAAGAUCAUAUAUGCCAGUAUGUCAAUGAUGGGAACAAGAUGGCUAAUGCUGUCAUGAAACUUUUGACUUUUGAGAGGCCUUGUCUAUGCUUGUUUGCUGUCAGAGAUAUUCAAGAGAAAGAAGAAAUACUGUAUAACUAUGGAGAUACUCAGAAUCUCUGGUGGAGAAAUAAGAUUUGGAAUUUCAACUACCCUAUCCAUCAUGUCUGUCAGACAUUGUUGAAGAUUCCAACAUAUCUGAAAUAGUGCCACUCCAGUGUCCAAUCUCAUCAAUCAGACAUUUGCAUUCUGAGACAGCUCAUGGCUGUACAGGUGAAGAUCUUAGGAAACUAAAAGCAUACAUAUCAGCAGAGAUUUCAUGCAUUCUGCAGAACUAUACACUUAAGAGUUAUGUUUGGCUUAGAAGUCUUGUCGUUGCAAGACUUACACUAUUCAAUGCAAGAAGAGGUGAGGAAGCAUCAAGGAUGCUUACAAACGAAUGGGAAGAUGCAAAGAAAGGUGUUUGGAUUCAAGAGGAUGAAGUAGAAAAAAUUUCUGAUCCAGCAGAACAAUAUCUUGUAGACAAUUUCAAGAUGGCCUACUUGAAAGGAAAGGGCAGAAAAUAUGUACCUGUGCUGAUUCCUGUUGACCUUAUCCAAGCAAUAGACAGGAUAAGCAAUGAUAGACGGGAUUUUGGCAUAAGAAAAGAAAAUCCCUUCUUGUUUGCAACAAAAAAUGGAUUUUCACAUUGUUCUGGAUGGCAUGCUGUAGCAGAAGUUAGUGAAAGGGCUGAGAUCAGCAUUCCUGUAACAGCAACCAAGAUAAGACAUAGAUUGUCGUCAAUCUAUGCCAGUUUGGAGAUGAAACCAGAGGACAGGAAAGUUAUCCUAGAGUACAUGGGGCACGAAGAAAAUAUAAACAGAGAAAAUUACCAAUGUCCCCCUGCAGUUAGAACAGCACGUGUGAUGGGGAAAAUGCUGACAACCAUUGAUGGAGUGGAACAUACAUGUAAUGGAAACACAGAAAAUGAUGAAAAUGGACAGGGUGACUAUGAGGGAAGCAGUAGCUGCAGCAACCAAAGGAACAAGUCAGGUUCUGUUCAGGAGUCCCUAAAUGGUAUUCAAUGUUCUGCAAUGCUUCCAGAGGAAACUUGUUAUGUUAAUGAAGAAGAUACUAACGGUGAUGAUGAACAGGUGGAAUCAGUUCAAAAGAAUGUUCCUAGGACAUCUAGAAAAUGCUCAGUGAAAUGGUCAAGAGAAGAUAGCAUUAUUGUAAGAAAUCAUUUUAGGGACUUUGUAUAUCAGACUGCCAUCUGCUCCACAAAUGAGAGACCACUGCAAAGCAAAGAGGCCAUUCUUCAAUUUCUCGCAACAACUAACUUACAGAGCAUCAGAGGUUUAACUGCACAUGAACAAUACACCAAAGUCAGAACAAAGCUAUUUAAUGACAGACUGUGAGAACAAAAACAGCAACAUCCAUGACAAAAAUGUCAGGAACAAAGUAAAAGCAAUAAACAGAUUUUAGAUCUACAGUUGAAGCUGAUACAUUACCCUAUUGUCUGUCCAUCUGUUGUCAUUUCUUGUCAUCACAUUUCCUUCUAAGUUAACGAGAAGAUUUGCAUGAGACUUUACCGGAAUGAUUUCCUAGUGAUUUAGUUGGUUCUAAUGAAUUUUAUGGAGUUCAACCCCUAAGGAGCCAUGACUUAAAAAGUCAUCACAUUUCCUCCUAGGUCAUUGAUUGGAAUUUGAUGAAACUGAACAAGAAUGAUCCCCUAGUUUCCAACAUUUCUGAAUGUCACUUUCCUUUUUAUUCUUUGAGCAUAAGGGUUAAAGCUUGAAUUGAGACAUGGUCUAUGUCUUUGAGGUCAAAAGGUCAAGGUCACUGGCCUGAAUGAAUACUUAUAUUUCACAGUUUAUAGCUCUACUGAGCUUAUGUGAUACCCUGUCGUCUAUCCAUCUGUAAACUUAAGGUUCUUUGCAUGGAACAGAUUUUGAUAAAACUCAUAAAAUGAGCUGGUAGUGGUCUAGAUGGUACAAAUCCAAUUUUAUUGGGUUCUGACCCCUAGGGGUCGAAUAAGGGGCCACACCCUUAAAACUUGUAAUACCAUCUCCUGAGGUAAUGAAUGGAUUUUGAUCAAACCUACCUAGAAUGAUUCCCUAGUAGUUUAGUUGAUCUUAAAUUUUCAUAGGGAUCUGACCCU